Ylistrum balloti is the source of this 4281-nucleotide messenger RNA. RefSeq names its product serine/arginine-rich splicing factor 7-like. The coding region runs from base 33 to 1100 and encodes 355 amino acids. NCBI's taxonomy places the organism in Eukaryota, Metazoa, Mollusca, Bivalvia, Pectinida, Pectinidae. The record is from RefSeq and is a predicted model, not a curated record. Gene Ontology annotation, molecular function: RNA binding; zinc ion binding. The transcript is spliced from 5 exons.
CGACAGCGGGAGGUGGCAGAGUGUAGUCCACCAUGGGAAGGUCAAGAUCACGAAGCAGAAGUUAUGGCCGUAAUCGGAGAAGUCGAAGUGACAGUUAUGACAGUCGCAGCCCAACUCCUGAUGAUGGCUUCCGUGUCCAUGUAUCAGACCUGGGCAUUGAUCCUUCCAAAAGAGAAAUAGAAAGAUGUUUUGACAAGUAUGGUCCUAUAAUGGAGGUGUGGGUGGCUAGAAAUCCUCCCUGUUUUGCAUUUAUUGUCUACAGGUACAAGGAGGAUGCAGAAAGAGCUAUACGGGAAAUGGAUGGCAAAACAAUGUGUGGAGGAAGGGUGCGUUGUUCAUUUGCACGUCCACGAACCCGUGGGAGACGAAGUCGUGGCUUUGACCCUAACUUGAGAUGUUAUACAUGUGGAGAGAAAGGCCACUUCUCACGAGAUUGUAUAGAGAUAUGGAGACAAAGAAGACGAAACAAUAGCAGAGAGCGCUAUAGUAGACGACGAAGUAGAUCAAGGUCCCGUUCAAGGUCAAGAUCAAGGUCAAGAGACCGCUCUCGGCGUUCAAGAAGAAGCAGAAGUCGUAGCAGAAGAAAGAGCAGAAGUGAGAGUAGGAGCAGGCGUAGGUCAAGGAGUAGGAGUAGGAGGAGAAACAGACACAGUAGGAGCAGGUCCAGGUCUAACUCAAGGUCAAAGAGGAGGAAAAAGGACAGGAGUAGGACACCUGAGGAUAAACAUCGUGACAGAAAAGAGGACAGAGCGAAGGAAAAACAACAACAUGAUAAACAAGAAAAGGAAGAAGAGAAAGAGCAGAACACAGAAUCUAACAGGUCUAGAUCACACAGUAGAGAAAUUGAAGCAAAUGGAAGUCCUGUAAGGUCAAGGUCACAGUCCAGAGAGGACAGAACAGGUUCACACAAUAGAGAUGAAAGGUCAAGGUCACAUUCAAAAGAAGAAAGGUCACGAUCUCCAGAUCAAUCUAAUGAUAACAAUUCAAGAUCAGUCAGCCAUAGUCCUAGAUAUUCAAGGUCAAGGUCAAGAAGUCCAGAGGCGAAAGAUGAUGAUGAAGAUAUUGUCGACCCCAUGGAAACUGCUGAGGAUGCUGAAUAACAUGUUUACAGACAUCUUGACAGAUAAAAUGCAUGCAAGACUGCAACAGAAUAAUCUGCUGGGUUUUGUCAUUUUUUUCAGGAAACUCUUAUUUCAAUUUUUUUUUUUUUUCAAGGCAAUUGUGUAUAUUCCUAAAAUCUGUUUAAUUUUAAUAAUUGAGUGUGAUUGCAAUAAGGAGAUUUUAAAAGUAGAAUAUACAUUUUUGCUAUUUGUAUGUAAUAUUUCAUCUUUCAUUUUCAAACAAAUUUUGAUAAGGAAUGUCUAAUUUCAGUUCUGGAAUCACGUGGAUAAAAUAUUUAGCAAAUAAGUAGAGGGUUUACAGGGAAUGAUAUUAUGACAGUUUUCUUGAAUUUAACAAAUUUGAUAGGUCAGCCUGUAUGACAUCUAUUGUUAAAACUAAGAAUUGUGUGUAAUUACUAAUCAAAGGUGCAUUGUGACAGUUCUUCAAUGCAUAUCUUAUGUAUAAACAUAAUCAGAAAAUCAGUAGUGAUUUAAAUGUGUUCUGUAUGUUAACACUAAUUAUUAAUCAGGAGUCCUGAAAUGAAACUUUUAGAAUGUUUCUUUAAAAAUCUGCCUGUAAAAUAAUUAACAAUCAGAAGUCGUGAAAAGGAAACCCAUGAAAUGUUUCUUUUAAAUUUGCCUUUAAAAUAAUUGAUAAUCAGAAAUUGUUAUAUGAAACUUAUUGACUGCUUCUCAAUAAAACUGCCUGUAAAAUCAAAUUAAUGUAAGUGGUAGGACACAUGAAUUUUGUUCAGCUAUGAUAACAUAGUGAACAUACACAUCAACAGUUCCUGGUAAUGGUUACAAUUAUCAAAUGAAGCAACACUACUUAAAUUAUUCUACAUUGGGAACAUCUACAUUGGGAAUGGAGAAAAUUGAGAAUGGAUCAAAUCAUUGUUCAGAAUAUUCCUUGAAAAAAGAAAUUCAUCGGGAAUCUUUUUUUUCUUUGCUGAAUGAUUGAAUACUACAGUUAUAUAGAGUAACACCUGUAGAAGAAGGACACAAUUGUAUUAGUAGUACAAACGGUAUCGGACAAUUAGUCUGUUUAGAGUAAAACCUUUUUAUUAGGAAACGUUUGCUGCAUAGAAGUGUUAUCUGCAUUGGCAAAUGAGGCAAAAGGAAGGGUAGACUGAAGUUUGAUAUUAGAGAUGAAAUAGAAGACUUUAGGAGUUAAGAUUGAAUUAAUCAAUGUGUUUUUAUACAACAGUAAAUUUAAUUCCGUUUGUACUGUUAUAUGGACAUCUUUUGAAGAUUCUUGAUUAUACACGAGAUUAAUGUUUGAUAUUUUUUGUGUUCAUUUUUAUCUUUUUUUAAUGAGUAUUAUUAGUCAGUGAUGUUCUGGUUUGUAAGAAUAUGAUUUUAACACAUAUUCUUCUUCAUGCAGAAUGUUGUAGAUUAUAGAUAAUACCUUGUUCAGGACAUUCAGUUGACCCUUGACCUUAGCAAUAUCAGAUAUCAUAUCACAUAUUGGAGGGGUAAAAUCAUGGAAUCACAAAUGUGAAGAAUCAAAUCACUGAAAUAGACAUAUCUGUUUAAACUCAUAAGUUCAUGAAUCAAUUAAAUACAUUCUCUUUCAAGGGUCUACUGAAUGUCCUCUUGGUUUUGGUUACAAUGUAGAUUGUUGAUCCAAUAUCAGCGAUCAGUGUAUAUCACUGUUGUCUAUCAGCUGUUGCUUUUGACCGUAACUUUAUGUCGGAUUUCUAUUCAAAUGAUCACACAACAAUAUAGCUUGACUGUAUUUGUGCUUUUGUUUUAUCAAUAGUUGAUAUUCUCGUUAGAAAAUGGUGUAUAAAAUAUUGAAUGUUUUGGUGUAAAAUUGUGGUCGUUAUGCAGAAACAGAUGAACUCAAACUAAAAUCACAUAUUCAGACGUCAUCUUUGCUGCUUAUUAAGAAGUAUCAUGGUUUGAUUUGUAUUGAUGAAUAUUUAGGGCAGAUUUUGAAGUCAGUACAUGGUGGUCAUUGUUACGUGUUGUGGAUAUGAAGUUAUGUGUGCUUUAUGUCCAAGUCAAUCGGUCAUUGAUAUUUCUCUUCUGAUUAAUGCUGUUAUUUUUGCACAUCACUUCUCAGACCAGACUUUUUGAGAAAUAUAAAAAAAAUGGAUCCUAAAAUUCAUUCUUAGAUUCAUGAUGUCAUUAACCAUGAGUGCGAGACAAAUAUUUUCCUUGAAAUAUUUUAACCAAUACAUUAUCUAUCACAUUUAAACAUGAAAAAAUCUGGUUUAUGGAUUCUAAUUCCUUACGGUCAAAUUUGUUAAUUUAUAUGAAGAAAUGUGAUUUUUUUUUUUUAAAACGAGACCUUUAUUAACGUAUACCCAGUCUUAUUAUUUUCUAAAAUUGAAAACAUAGUUCUCAAUAUAAAAUCAAUUCCAGUCUGUGCUAACACUCGUUCAAUCUGGAGCCAGAUGUAUGAAGAGUUAGGAAUCUGAUGUAUAUAACUUUGUCUUCUCGUGGUUUGAGGCUUUAAAUUGUAGAGUUAACACAAUAUGAAUGUGUAUUUGAUAACUAAUGUUUGCUGUAAUUUCUGUAAUACUGUAUAAAAAUUUGAAAACAUCCUCCACUGCACAUGUCUUCUAAAUAUGGAAUAACCAGGCAGUAGAUCCUAAAAUCUUUCAUCCAAAUCUAUCGCAAGUAGAAGUGAUAUGUCAUCAGCAUUGGAGACUAACACUUAAUAUACAAAUAUACACAAAUGAUGUACAAACUGUUUUUGUAUGGUAAAAGAUUGAACUGCAUAUGGCUAGAAUGACGUUUCACUAUUUUCCUAUAAUAUUCCGUUCAGGAGACUACAUUUAAAUAGUGUGGCUAAGGUAUGAAGUGUAGUGUCAGUAUUGUUUACAAAGUACAGUAAAUGAAUAAAGCACCUGUUUCAACUGUAACACUUUGAUAACAAAUAUCUGAAGUGAUCAGGCGACUUAUGCUCCCCACAUGAAUUUAACCCGUCUCUAAUCAGUCUGAAAGAUGAAAACAGCAGGUCAUUCUAAUCAUUACUCGUUAUAUUUUCGCAGGAUUUUUUUUUAGUAUAGAUACACAAAAAUGAAGCAUAAGAAGUUUCAAGUUAUAAUGAGAUCCAACUAAUAUCGUAUCUUGUUACCAAUGUUGUAAUCUAUUUUAAUGGAAUUGUUGGGUUUUUCUUUAAAUGUUGAUGAAUAAGCCAUAUUCUAAUAAAAGACAAUGUGAGACAAUA